GUGUUGUUUCGCGGGACGCGUCCACUGGGAGCUGCGAAAGUUUGCUUUCGGUUAUUCGGCCUGCGAAAGAGGUGUUCAUCGGGUGUCUGUGGCAUGCUUGACGCCUUGGAAGUGAACGUGACAGCCGUGCAUGUGGGAUUGACCGACGAGGAGAGGUGCCGAGAACUUUACAAAGAUGACCACAGGCUCCACAACUCAGAGGUGGCCCGAUGCCCGGCCGUGUGGGACAGCAUCCACUGCUGGCCUCCCGUAGAAGCUGGGAAGGUCCUCACUUUCCCGUGCACGGCGGUUCUAGGACGGCUCAAUUACAGUUCGCAGGAUGGCCGCUGGGGUGCAGAAGCCCAUCGAGAGUGCGGUGAGAACGGGACGUGGCUCAACGGCAACUGGACCAAUUACACCGAAUGUCUAGGGCUUUUACCCAAGCAGGCAGAGGGCAGCACCAUUUCGGCCAUCGCAGCUCACAUCUUGGUCGUCUUUUCUGUGCUCUCUCUCAUUUCACUCUUCAUCACUCUCUUCAUCUUCACCUACUUCAAAUCCUUGCAAUGUUCCAGACUGCGAGUGCACAAGAACCUGGUCAUCUCUCUCAUCAUCCACUCUGUCAUGUUAGUGGUGGUUUCCUUUCCAGCUGUCUUGGGGCCAACGUGGACUACCUACAGAGACGUGGACUGGUUGUGCAAGGGGGUUGUGUCCCUGAAGCUCUAUGCCGCCAUGGCUUCCAUCAACUGGAUGUUUGUGGAGGGACUUCUGUUGCAUUCGCGGAUAACCACGUCCGUGUUCCAGCAGGAUGCGCCCUUUAAGCUCUACUACCUUAUAGGAUGGGGGCUACCGUUGCUGUGCAUGGUCGCCUGGACGUUAGUGAUGGAAUCCCAGUUGCGGAGCCACUGCUGGGAAGGUUACGGAAACCUGCCCUACGUGUGGGUUAUCACUGGCCCCAUGAUGGCAGCACUUUUGAUAAACACAGUUUUCUUGGUGAACAUUAUUCGUAUCCUGCUUACCAAGUUGAGGUCCAACGCCUCCAUCGAGACUAUGCAGAUGAGGAAGGUUACCAAGGCGACGGCGUUGCUGUUUCCGCUUCUGGGGAUCACCCACCUGUUCUUCUGCAUCAAUCCGCGUGAUGACGCUCAUUUCGAGACCGCCUACGUCAUCUGUAACGCCCUCUUACAGUCGUCGCAGGGCCUGUCGGUAUCUGUUUUGUACUGCUUCGUCAACUCGGAGGUGCAAACGGUGGUGAGAAACGCCUACGUGCAGGCACAGAUUCGGCGAAACCCCAAUCGCUAUUCCCGUGGGCGCGGACUGUCUCAGAGCUACUCCACCUAUCUGGAACCGUCGUCUUACGCUCCGGAUGGCAACCACUCUCACCACAAGGUGGCGCCAUUGAAGUGUAAGGUCUACUCGCCAUCCAGACGCUAUUCGGAAGUGGAGGUGGAAGCGCUGUCCGCGAUCGGUCCACAGCAGACUCACAUAAGCGCCGGCGCAAAGUGGGAUCGGCAUUGUUACUUCUAGUCCUCCAGCACGUGUGAAACGUAUAGAGCUAGCAGCGCCACCGGCGUGAACGCCGCUCACGUGUCCGUGUCACGGAAGUGCCCAGAGCUGGGGUGUCGUGGAGAGUUUCAGAGCAUGUCUCGAACGUGACCAUCAUCCUUGAUCCUCAAGUCCAGGAGCCCUUGUUCUCUAUAGAAAGUGCAGUCGUGUAGGAACGCAUCAUCAACGUUACGUACAAUGUACAAUGAGACGUCGGCGUGCCCUCUAAAGCUGGAACCGCCUGGCGCGUAUUUCAGCGCGAAAAAACGCGUCGUAAUACGCCGGGCGCAAAAUUUCGCGCGGAGAACCGGUUUCUAGCGCGCGCUCGAGCGCGUCAGCAACCCCUUGAUAUUUCACGCGGACGGCGCAUUCCGAAACCCACGGAAACCGCUGUGUUUUUAUUUUGACGCUGCAUCCACCUGUUGCUUGGUUGUCACGGAAAGGCUCUCAAAAACCCCGUGUCAUACUUGAAGAUAACGAAAGGUAGAGGGUAGGUCCCUCGUGUUGGAAUAUUAAGAAGUAAAUAAUAGAGAAACGUAUUGAAGAUGGCCAAUUUAAAACUAAAAUUUAAAUUUAAAUUGGAAGAAAUUUAAACAACACUUGAUUGCUCAGCGUUCCGUGAUAGCCGCACUGUGUGCGCACUCUGCUGAACCAGUUCUUGCUUCCGAAUCGGUUCUUCUCGCACCGAAAUCUCAUUCCUGUAGCAAAUAAAUGUAAAUAUGUUUUAUGUGUGCGUUCUAAUAUGUUUCGCGUUGGUGCACAUUGCACAUGAACUGGCAACACUGCGUGAUUUUUUUCUCUCGGCGAUUUCCCCGUUUCGCGCACGUGCACUUGGUUCAUGCGGUUUGGCCCGCGUGUUUUCGCCGGUGCGUUGUACGCGCUCGCGGUUUUACGCGCUGAAAUACACCCCAUGCGGUUCCAGCUUUAGAAUACACAUUGCCAUGGAAACGAAGGACGCUGCACGGAUCUCCGUCGUAAUUAUUUUUGUCCCUAGGAAAGCAAAGGCGUAGAUCACGCACGGAGAAGGACAGAGUCGACCUCAGACUUCGGAGGAAAUGUCAUAACAUUCCUUUCUUUGUGGACGGUGACUGGUUCUUUGUUGAAAGGCUGGAUAUUGAUGUUGUAGCCCUUACAGUUAAACGAGUUGAGCCACCCCUAUACGUUCUUGAAACGGUCUUCAUCCACACCAAAGCUAAUACAACGUUGUCACGUGUUUUGUUAACGUGCUCGAAGUUGCCGAGUAAAAUAUUUCAAUUU
Messenger RNA from Ornithodoros turicata, 2778 nucleotides. RefSeq names its product corticotropin-releasing factor receptor 1-like. The transcript is spliced from 11 exons. Gene Ontology annotation, biological process: cell surface receptor signaling pathway; adenylate cyclase-modulating G protein-coupled receptor signaling pathway. The record is from RefSeq and is a predicted model, not a curated record. NCBI's taxonomy places the organism in Eukaryota, Metazoa, Arthropoda, Arachnida, Ixodida, Argasidae. Gene Ontology annotation, molecular function: G protein-coupled peptide receptor activity. Gene Ontology annotation, cellular component: plasma membrane. The coding region runs from base 94 to 1503 and encodes 469 amino acids.